CGCACAUAUUCGCAGUUGGAAGGAUGCUGACAUGCACGGCAUGCCGCGAGGAGUUUGCGACGUACGAGUUGCAGAAGGAGCACUUCAAGCUCGACUGGCAUCGCUACAAUCUCAAGCGCAAGGUCGUGGGCCUGCCACCCGUGACGGUUGAGCAGUUCGUUGCCCGCAAAGCCGACGGCACUUCCGCCCUGACAACAGCACCCAAGGUCGGCGAUCCCGUCUUGCAAUCGUUCAAGUGCCACAACUGCAACAAGUCGUUCACGAGCGUGAAAGCGGUCGAGAACCAUAAAGCAACGAAGAAGCAUCUGGCGGCUGUGAAGAAGAACGACAACGUAGAGAACAUCACGUCGAAAGUGAUUGAACAGCACGUCGAGACGGCGGACCCGCCCGCUGCCGAUGGCGACGCAUCCACGGAGGACAACGAAGACGAACAAGACCCUGACGUGAACUUGAACAUCCUCCAUUGCAUGUUCUGCACCAACGAAGCCGACUCGCUCGAAGCAAAUUUGACUCACAUGCAGAAAACCCACGGCUUCUUCAUUCCCGACUUGGAGUACCUCCAGGAUCUCGACGGGUUUAUCACGUACUUGGUGGAAAAGGUCAAGCUCGGGCACAUUUGCCUCUACUGCAAUGGCAAGGGCAAAGCAUUCCGGACGUACAAGGACUGCCAGAAGCACAUGAUCGAUCUGUCCCAUUGUAAGCUGCGCUACGAGGAAGACGACGACCUCCACGAGUACGAAGAGUUCUACGACUUCACGGCGUCGUAUGGGCUUGUGGCGUCGGGGAAGAUGGCAGCGACGCCGGACGACGGCUCGACCGAGUGGGAAGACGUUGAAGAAGUCGGCUCCGACGAAGAAGAUGACGAACUCGCCGACGUCCAGACGAUCUCGAUCUCGGACACGGGGAACUUGGUCCUUCCCGACGGCCGCCAGUUGGGCCAGCGCGAGUACCGCCGAUACUACAAACAGCGCCACCGCCCCGACGACGCACGCGAGAGUGUGUUGGCCCAGACGAAGGAGCGGCUGCUCCUGUGCUACCAAAUGGCCGGCAUUGACAUGUCGACAGCCCUCAGUGUGUCGUACGUGAACAAGUUUUUGAGUCGUCGCACCGGCAACAUCGCGGAAGCCCGGUCCAUCCAAGAAAGCAAGAGUGUCCGGCACAAGUUUCAGAAGCACAGAGAACGACUCGACACGCGAAGCCACAAGCUCCAGAAGAACCCCAACCGAAAGGUCAUGAUCACCGUCUAGGCAACCGACAUAAUUCCUUAUUCUUCACGACGUUUAUGUGGUUGGCAGAGUCUGCCGAAGGCGGAUGCCACUUGCGCCGUGGAACGCUGCGGCUACAUCAUCGCCAUGAUAGGGCCAAGCGGCAGCGAUGCCAAUCGCGCUGCUAUCGGCACGGCAGGCACAAAGCACAGGGCCAUCCCGUUUCCGCCGUGACCCGACGACCGUGC
Aphanomyces invadans is the source of this 1453-nucleotide messenger RNA. RefSeq lists its product as hypothetical. The transcript has a single exon. The record is from RefSeq and is a predicted model, not a curated record. Gene Ontology annotation, cellular component: preribosome, large subunit precursor. The coding region runs from base 24 to 1247 and encodes 407 amino acids. NCBI's taxonomy places the organism in Eukaryota, Oomycota, Saprolegniomycetes, Saprolegniales, Verrucalvaceae. Gene Ontology annotation, biological process: ribosomal large subunit biogenesis.